This is a messenger RNA of Ahaetulla prasina, 936 nucleotides long. RefSeq names its product olfactory receptor 5P56-like. Bases 1 to 936 code for a protein of 311 amino acids. The transcript has a single exon. Gene Ontology annotation, biological process: G protein-coupled receptor signaling pathway. Gene Ontology annotation, molecular function: olfactory receptor activity; G protein-coupled receptor activity. The record is from RefSeq and is a predicted model, not a curated record. Gene Ontology annotation, cellular component: membrane. NCBI's taxonomy places the organism in Eukaryota, Metazoa, Chordata, Lepidosauria, Squamata, Colubridae.
AUGGGAGCUGAAAAUUUCACCUCUGUUAAAGAAUUCAUGUUGCUGGGACUCACAAGUCAUCGAGGGACCCAGCUUCUGCUCUUUGGGGUGCUCCUCCUCAUCUACCUGCUUAUCCUUUUUGGCAACCUGCUGAUCAUCACUUUGGUGCGGGCCGAUUCCCAGCUACAUACACCCAUGUACUUUUUUCUCAGCAAUCUUGCGGCGAUGGAGAUUGGGCUGGUUACCAGCACGCUGCCUCAGAUGUUGGCUCAUCUGGUUACCGGGAAUGGAGUUCUCUCCAUAACGCGUUGCAUGCUGCAAGGUUAUAUUGCAUUGAACAUAGGCAGUGCUGAAAGUUUGCUGUUGGGCGUCAUGGCCUAUGACCGUUACUUGGCCAUCUGCUCUCCCUUGUUGUAUGCUACAGCCAUGAGCAAGCUCCACCAGGUCCUGCUUGUCAGCACAUGCUGGAUCAUUGGCUUUGCAUUUUCCAUGAUUUAUGUCGUCAGUACUUUUCGUCAUUCUUUCUGUGGUCCUAACCUCAUUAACCACUUCAUGUGUGAGCUGCCUAUUGUGCUGAAGCUUGCAUGUGGUGACAUAAAAAUGACCAAAGCCAUUGUCUCUGGUCUAUCAGCAUUCAUGGUUUUCAUCCCCCUUUCAAUUAUCUUGUCUUCCUAUGGAUUCAUUCUGCAUUCUAUAUUGCACAUGCAGUCAACUGCAGGAAGGAGUAAGGCCUUCUCCACUUGUGGGUCCCAUCUUACCGUAGUCAUCUUGUUCUAUGGCACUGUUAUUUCUAUGUACAUUAUCCCCCACCCAGACUCAGGUCCUGCUCACAAUAAGGAAAUGACCGUCUGUUACCUAGUAGUUACUCCCCUGCUUAACCCCGUCAUAUAUACCUUGAGGAAUAGGGAGAUUCAUUCCGCAGUGAUCAAGAGGGCAAGAAGAUGGUGCUUAGACUGA